CUGGCCUCCUCUCACGCCGUCACACGGCACGGGGAUUCGUUUCCGUCCCCACCUCCUCCUCCCCAUGCCGCCAUAAAUUGCCGGGUCACCACCACUCCCCGCCUCGUUCCCCAAUCCCAUCUUGCUCGCCCCCUCGUGUUGCUCGGACCUCGGAGCAAGCGACCCCAUCCCCAAAUCGUUCCUCUCGCCAGCCUCGUCGAUCCCUUCCCCGCCUCAAGAUGCAGAUCUUCGUUAAGACCCUGACCGGCAAGACCAUCACCCUCGAGGUGGAGUCUUCUGACACCAUUGACAAUGUCAAGGCCAAGAUCCAGGACAAGGAGGGCAUCCCCCCGGACCAGCAGCGACUCAUCUUCGCCGGCAAGCAGCUCGAGGACGGGCGCACCCUUGCUGACUACAACAUCCAGAAGGAGAGCACCCUCCACCUGGUGCUCCGUCUCAGGGGAGGCAUGCAGAUUUUCGUGAAGACCUUGACUGGCAAGACUAUCACCCUUGAGGUUGAGUCUUCUGACACCAUUACAACUGACAACGUCAAGGCCAAGAUCCAGGACAAGGAGGGCAUCCCCCCGGACCAGCAGAGGCUCAUAUUUGCUGGCAAGCAGCUUGAGGACGGCCGCACCCUUGCUGAUUACAACAUCCAGAAGGAGAGCACUCUCCACCUGGUGCUCCGCCUGAGGGGUGGGAUGCAGAUCUUCAUCAAGACAUUGACUGGCAAGACCAUCACUUUGGAGGUUGAGAGUUCCGACACCAUUGACAAUGUGAAGGCCAAGAUCCAGGACAAGGAGGGCAUCCCCCCAGACCAGCAGCGUCUGAUCUUUGCAGGCAAGCAGCUGGAGGAUGGCCGCACCCUUGCCGACUACAAUAUCCAGAAGGAGUCUACUCUCCACCUGGUCCUCCGUCUCCGCAGUGGUCAGUAAGCCACCGGUCAUUGAAGCUGCUGCUGUACCUGGGUCGUCUGGUUGCUUCCAUGAUGGGUGGUGUCUUUGAAGUAUCUUUGUCGUUUGUGUUGAAACUGUGUUUGGUUUGUGAAUUGGUUGGGACAAGUGUGUUUACAUGAAACAGUAGUGGUGCAGCAGUAUGGCUUGAGCAUGAAUAAGUGAUGUUUGAUCUUAUCUGUGCUCUGUUUGGUAGCAUUUUCUUCUGGCUUUGAUUAUGCCAGCUCUAGCUUAUGUUGCCUGAGAUCGUAUUCGUUAGCUUUUAAGUUCUGUUUGGCUUGUCUGUGCUGUGCAGAACCUUACUUCAGAUUUAAGCGUUCUCAGAUUCGUA
Messenger RNA from Panicum hallii, 1263 nucleotides. RefSeq names its product polyubiquitin 11-like. Gene Ontology annotation, biological process: modification-dependent protein catabolic process; protein ubiquitination. Gene Ontology annotation, molecular function: protein tag activity; ubiquitin protein ligase binding. Lineage: Eukaryota; Viridiplantae; Streptophyta; Magnoliopsida; Poales; Poaceae. Gene Ontology annotation, cellular component: nucleus; cytoplasm. The record is from RefSeq and is a predicted model, not a curated record.